Messenger RNA from Rhizophagus irregularis DAOM 181602=DAOM 197198, 1701 nucleotides. Lineage: Eukaryota; Fungi; Glomeromycota; Glomeromycetes; Glomerales; Glomeraceae. The record is from RefSeq and is a predicted model, not a curated record.
UCAAGUUUGUAGCACAGUAUACGUAUUUAUUAUAAAUUUAAAUAAUAAAGUCUAUCAUUUAUUUCAUAAAAAAAAAUUUGACUUAAUUACUAAUUCAUUCUAUAUUCAGGUUGGAUCAAAACUAUAAUAUAAUAUUUAUUAAUACCUCAAGAAAAAUGGAUGAUAAUAAUGAAGAGCAAAAAUCAUUUUCUCCAAUUCAGUCUUCAUCUUAUAAUUAUUCAGAAUCUAGUAAAAAAUCUAGUCUCCCAAUAUUCAGUACUCAUACUCCAGGAAUAUUUGGCUCUGCGAGAGGAAUAUUCGUUGAUAUAGCGCUUAGUAGAGCAAACACAUUAUUAGACGAUAAUAUUUACGAUAACAUACAUAAACAAAAUGAAUUUAGAAAACAAACAAUUCUUGGUGAUGAAUCACUUACAACAGAUGAAAAAACAGAGGCAAUAAAAUUACUUGCUAAAUAUUAUGAUAAAGAAAAAGUACUUUAUAAUGAAGGAACAAGAAGAAUUUGUGAAAGUUGUAACCAAGAAUGUUUAGCUGCAUUAUAUUGUGAAUAUUGUGUUAAAAAUUAUUUAAAAGCAAACUUUUUAAAUUGGACAUCUGGAAAUUAUGAUAUUGAUAAUUUAAUACAGAAAUGUCAAUCAGAAACACUCUCACCAGAUAAAAUUAUUGAAUGGAUCCCAUAUCAUAAUUUAAAAAAUAUUAAAUAUUUAACUAAAGGUGGAUUUUCUGAAAUUUAUAUAGCAGAUUGGAUUGGUGGACAUUUUUAUGAAUGGGACUCUGUAAAGCAACAAUUAAAAAGAAUCGGAACUCAUAAAGUAAUACUUAAAAAGUUAGAAAAUAUUGAGAGUGCAGAUCAAAGUUGGUUUAAUGAGGUCAAAUACCAUCUAACCCUAAGUAAUAAGUAUGACUUUAUAGUACGUUGUUUUGGCUUAACUCAAAAUCCAUCAAAUGGAAAUUACGUGCUUGUAAUGAGACAAUUAGAUAUGGAUUUAAGAAAAUAUUUACAACAAAAUCAUAAUAAACUUACAUGGAAAGAAAGAAUACAAAUUACUGUUAAUAUCAUAAAAGCACUUGUCAGCAUUCAUAAAGAAAAUUUAAUUCAUAGAGAUUUACAUUCAGGAAAUAUAUUAUAUGAUUGCUAUACCAAUUCUUGGUUUAUUGGUAAUUUUGGUUUUUGUGGGCCCGCUGAUAACAAAUUAAUAAUUAUAUAUGGAAAUCUUCCCUAUAUGGCACCAGAAGUAAUUAGUGGGAAAACCUAUAUUUCAUUUGCAUCUGAUAUUUAUAGUAUUGCAAUGCUUAUGUGGGAAAUUUCAUCUGGACAAGCUCCUAUUAUUAAUUUUAAACAUGAUUAUAAUCUUGUAAUGAAUAUAGUAAAUGGAAUGAGACCAAAAGUAAUACCAGGAACUCCUAUAGAAUAUAAAAAUUUAAUGAAACAGUGUUGGGAUGCUGAUCCAUUAGAAAGACCUGAUAUUAAUGCACUUUGGAAAAAAAUAAAUGAUCUUAGUUUAUUUUAUCAAAGUAAACCAAAUGAAUUAAUUCAAAAUAGUAGUUUAGAAAUAGAUAACUUAGAAACAGUUACUACUAGUAAAUUAUUAUUUACAAGUAAAGUUCAUCAAUUUGAAAAUUUACCCGAACCGAAAAAUGCAACAGAAGGUAUUAUUAUUAAUAUUAUUUUGAAUAUGAUAUUACAUUUAAAAAUAUACUAAC